CCUUCACUCAGUCAGUCAGUCACAAAGGCCUGUUGUGCGCACGCGCGUUUGUGCGUGUAUGUGUGAGCACGUUCCUGUGUGUGUGUGUGUCUGUGCGAGCGCCACAGAAAGACAACCGAGUGGGACUUGGGAUGCCUGCGUACGCCACCAACAUGAGACUCAAGUUCCCCAUCGUGGCCUUGGCUUUAGAGGUUAUCACCAUCAUCCUGUUUGCAGUCUUUGUGGUUUACGAUGACGGUAAAGGUCACGGCCACGACGGCCACAUCAACGACACGGGCCACCAGGACCCGCCGAUGAUGCUCUAUCCCAUGUUCCAGGAUGUUCACGUUAUGAUCUUCAUCGGUUUUGGCUUCUUGAUGACCUUCCUGAAGAGAUACGGCUUCAGCAGCGUAGGCAUCAACCUGUUACUGGCCGCUUUCGGCCUGCAGUGGGGCCUCCUCAUGCAGGGCAUUUGGCACCUGGACGACGGCAAAAUUAAGAUCAGCAUCUUCAAAAUCAUCAACGCGGACUUCAGCACGGCCACAGUCCUGAUCUCCUUUGGGGCAGUUCUUGGUAAAACCAGUCCUGUACAGUUGCUCAUCAUGACCAUUCUCGAGAUCACCAUCUUCUCCAUCAAUGAGCAUCUGGCGGCAGAAAUCAUGGGGGCUUAUGAUGUCGGGGCCUCCAUGAUCAUCCACGCCUACGGAGCCUAUUUCGGUUUGGCCGUGGCUCGAGUACUUUACAGACCUGGUCUGAGGAACGGGCACGAGAAUGACGGCUCCGUUUACCACUCUGAUCUGUUUGCUAUGAUCGGGACGGUGUUCCUCUGGAUGUUCUGGCCCAGUUUUAACUCUGCCAUUGCCGACCCGGGUUUCACCCAACUCACUGCGGUGAUCAACACGUACCUCUCCCUGGCCGCCUGCGUCCUCUCGGCCUACGCCAUCUCCAGCCUGGUGGAGCACAAAGGAAAAUUGGACAUGGUGCACAUUCAGAACGCCACCCUGGCCGGUGGCGUCGCCGUGGGAACGUGCGCCGACAUGAACAUCGGGCCCUUCGGGGCGAUGCUCAUCGGUUUAGUGGCGGGCAUCAUUUCCACACUGGGCUUCAAGUACCUGACUCCUGUUUUGGCAUCUAAUCUGGGCAUCCAGGAUACCUGCGGUGUACACAAUCUGCACGGCAUGCCGGGUAUCCUUGGAGGCUUGGCUGGUAUCGUGGCUGUGGCUUUGGGAAAAAAGGAUGGAGGGAAAGCUACCAUGCAAGCUGCUGCCUUGGCUUCGUCCCUUGGGUUUGCUUUGGUCGGUGGGGCUAUCACAGGUUUAAUAAUGAAGUUGCCUAUCUGGGGGCAACCUCCUGACCAGAACUGCUUCGAUGACUCUAUUUACUGGGAGGUCCCUGCGGAAGAAGAAGAGAAUGAGGAGAGCUUGGCUCACGCAGAUCACUCGAAGAACAAAGCAGAUGUUUAAAAAUGUAGAAAAAAAAGUGCAAAGGGGAAUCGUAUUGUUCCAUAAUGCUCUUAAAUGCAGUUUGGUUUGGGUUGAGACAUUUAAAAAAAAAAAAAAAAAAAACCCAAACAAGUAGAGCUCUGUGGAUAGCACAGCAUAAUUAAACAAAGUACAGUCAAAUGCCCAUCUAUUAUGAAAGCACAUUUGAUCAAGAUUAACCUUAAGGGUUGUUUUUACUUUUUGACACUGAAAUAAUCAACAGUUCACAAGUGAAUUUUCACUCAGCACUGGAACACGGCAACGCCUGUAAGCUUUUU
Hippocampus comes (tiger tail seahorse) is the source of this 1738-nucleotide messenger RNA. RefSeq names its product Rh associated glycoprotein (gene rhag). Gene Ontology annotation, cellular component: plasma membrane. Gene Ontology annotation, molecular function: ammonium channel activity. Bases 132 to 1442 code for a protein of 436 amino acids. Gene Ontology annotation, biological process: ammonium transmembrane transport; ammonium homeostasis. Lineage: Eukaryota; Metazoa; Chordata; Actinopteri; Syngnathiformes; Syngnathidae. The transcript is spliced from 10 exons. The record is from RefSeq and is a predicted model, not a curated record.